AUGUCCUCAAUUUCAUCGGCGACUUCCGUCGACCGCACAAGCCCAGCACCCUCUACCGCGGCCACCUCAACAUCCGCCUCCCCCACACUCUUCAUAUCGGCCAAAGACUUCGCAUAUCCGCCCACUCGCGCUACGUCUCCCACCACCCAUCCGAAAGACCGCCUCACCACCCUCCCGCCGGAGCUCUUCCUUCAAGUCAUCUCACACCUUCCAUCCAGCUCCUCUCUCCUCCCCCUCUCCCAAAUAUCGACCUACUUCCAACAAUUCAUCCUCCUCACCCACGCAUCCGCCAUCUGCAACACGCUCAUCACCACCCAUCACUUCCACGCUUCCCAGAUCCUCGGAGCGAAACUCGAUGCGUCAGGCUGGCUCCUCCCAACGCACCCGUGCGUCCUCGACGCCGAGAAGCGGAUCCUCCGAGACCAGGUCUUGCAGGCAGGCUGCACCUGCAUUUCAUGUCGCGACUUCAUCCGCGCUUCCCGCUCCUCGGCUUCGAAUCGAAAAAGCGUCGACGACGUCAAACGGUCAUUCACCUGCCUGCCAUCCACACCAUCACGAGGACGAGCACCAACCCCAGCUUCAAAGCUCAAACGAGAGCCCGCCCGCGAAUGCACAUCUGAACACCUCUUCUCCUCCCCUUGGAAACUCACCAUGCCCGGGCCACUGUUCCUCGUCUUCCUGCAGCGCCAUGAAUGGGAGAUUGAAAUCCGGCAUGCGAUGCUGCCGCGCGCCUCGGCGCCCUCCCGUCUCAAAGGAGGCGCAGAGGGAGAAGACGGAGAAGAGCAGCGGCGCUUUAACUUCUUCAUCGGCCAUUACUCCAUCCGCCGCUUCCUCGCGGAUGUAGAGCGUGAGUUCGCCUCCACGUCCACAUCCCUUCCCUCCUCCACCCACAACGACAACGAGCCGAGCGCCAGCAAGCCCAGCUUCAGGACGAGGAUCUCUCACGCGUGGCAAAAAUCGCGUCUGGGUCUCGGGACCUCGACCGUCGGCAGAUGCGAAGCUGACACGGCGCGCGCGAGAUCAAAAAAAGAAAAACGGAAAGCGCAGACGGCGAAGACAGACGGCAGUACCACAAGACCCAUGUUCGGCGAAAUCACCCCCUCACCCGCCUCCCCGUCUUUCGCCUCCGCCUCCGCCUCCGCCUCAGCGCCCGGCGAGUGGAUACGGGGACUGCUGUGGUUUUAUGGCGUGCAGACGCCUCUGUCCUCGCCUCCUCCAGCCUCGGAUACGUUCCCCUCUACCGUCUCUACCUCCCGGCUCGGUGGUGAGGCCGAGGCGGAGGAGCAGAAGACCGUGAAGAAUCACAAGGGGAAGGAGAAAGAGGAGAGAUUGCCAGGCCAGCUUAAACUCGAGAGCGCGACGAAAGCCCGGGCCCGGAGCUGCAUGGCGGGCUUGAGGCACGGGGCGCAGGGAGCGGGGAGGAAGCUCCAGCAGCGAGCGGGGGCGUGGAUUGGUUUACGCGGUGUAUUUGCGAGGGGCGGCGGGCUGGCUGGGUGGCUGGCGAGGUGA
Molecule: messenger RNA, 1509 nt
Organism: Drepanopeziza brunnea f. sp. 'multigermtubi' MB_m1
Lineage: Eukaryota; Fungi; Ascomycota; Leotiomycetes; Helotiales; Drepanopezizaceae
Source: RefSeq, a predicted model, not a curated record